Messenger RNA from Neltuma alba, 1839 nucleotides. RefSeq names its product B3 domain-containing transcription factor VRN1-like. Gene Ontology annotation, molecular function: DNA binding. Lineage: Eukaryota; Viridiplantae; Streptophyta; Magnoliopsida; Fabales; Fabaceae. The coding region runs from base 272 to 1591 and encodes 439 amino acids. The transcript is spliced from 3 exons. The record is from RefSeq and is a predicted model, not a curated record.
AGAAAUCUCAUACAAAAUCUCACUCAUCCGGUAUCAACACAGCUCCAAGCAUAUGAUUAUAUGAUAAUAAUCAUUCUUUUUAUUCUCUGGCAAAAAAAAAAAUCAUUCUUUUUACAUUCACAUAAACAGAUAAUAAAACAAUUGAUACGAUUAUAACUAAUCAAUGCCUUGCAGCUUCGUUUACCUUUGUGUGUUUAAUGCUGUAAAACCUACAUUAAAUUUUUGUAAAAUAGUCUACAGGAAGUUUUUUUAAAUUUUUUUCAUUCAAGAGAUGAGAGAAGGAACAAAUCGCCGGCGAUGGAGCUUGCCGGCCGGCAAACCGGCGCAUUUUUUCAAGAUAAUACUUCCCACUACGAUUCUUGACAAAAGAUUGAGAGUUCCUAAGACGUUUGUGAAUCACCAUGGGGAAGAUUUCUCCCCAGUUAUUACCUUACGUGAUCCUAAUGCUCGAGAAUGGAAAAUUGGUUUGGAGAAGAGUGAAGAAGAUGGUGAUGUUUGGUUCUCAGAAGGUUGGGACAAGUUUUUGGAAUACUACUCCAUCACCAAUGAACACUUUCUGGUUUUCAGAUACGAAGGAGAUUCAAGAUUUCAUGUUCUAAUAUUUGACAUGAGUGGAUCAGAAAUUCAAUACCCUUCCCAAAUUCCAAGUCCUGAGAGAAACCAGGUUGCCUCCUCAGAAUCAUCAAAGAGCAACGACCAUGAUCAUCACUGGAGUCAAAAUCAUAAUGAUAAUGAUAAUAAUGAUAAUUGUAAUGGUAAUGGUGGUGGUGGUGGUGGUGAUUAUGAUGGUGGUAUUGGCCAUCACUUUACUGAAGAAUAUUUUCCUGAUGACGAGGAUGAUUCUACUCAUGCAUAUGAAGAACAUAAUCUCUACUAUAGCACUUCUUCAUCCGAAUCCACUUCUCCUUCUCCAUCUAAAUCCAAUUCUCCAACAAAAAGACGAGGCUUCACUAAAUUCGUAGACCAAGCAUCCAAAAGAGAAAGAAGAAAACGCUAUUCUUCUCCUUCUUCAAGAUCUGCAUUUCAAAGAAAAAGGAGGAGGCGUGAACGUAGUGCCAGUGAAAAUGAUGAACAAAGUGAUGGAGGCUCAAAUCGUAGAAGGAGGAGGAGGAGAUCGGAAGAAGGAAGACGCAGAGGAAGAGAAAAGAAAGAGGACCACGUAGAAAGGGUUCUCAAACAAACAGUGAAAUCAAAAUCAUACAAGAAGAGGCACAUAUCAGAUAGAUUAAGAGCCAAAGUUCUUCAAGCAGCUGACAAGUACAGGUCUGACUUUCCUUCUUUCAGGGCUGUCUUGAGACCUCACAACUUAUACAACAGUUUUGUGUAUGUACCGGCACGUUUUGCAGUGAAGUAUCUAGGAGGAGGGUCAGAGAAGAUAAAACUGGAGAACGUGAAGGGGAAGCAGUGGGAAGCUCGAUGCUUUAACAGGAAUGGGUCAGGGAAUGGAAUGAACAUAGGAGAAGGGUGGGCUAAGUUUAAGAUGGACAAUGAGGUCAAGGAAGGAGAUGUGUGUGUGUUUGAGCUGAUCAAGAGGAAGGACAUUGUGUUAAGAGUUCGGAUAUUUCGUGUCAGACAAUAUGCAGAUCGGUGAAUCAACCCUGUACAUGCACGCCCCUUUUAUUUGUUUGUUAUUUGGUUGCCCAUGGAAUGGUGCUGUUGUUGUAGAUUUUUGGAUCAAAUUAAAAUGUAAUCUUUUAUAAGGUCAUGUCAUGUGUCUCAAUUUAUUCUUUGAGAAAUAGUUUUUGUCAUUUUCCUUUUUGUAAAACAAAAACUACAAUAAGACUAGCAAUGUUAUAUGGUCUUAUUGAUUUGCUACAAGAUAAACAAUGUUAUUAUGAA